Molecule: messenger RNA, 4518 nt
Organism: Trematosphaeria pertusa
Lineage: Eukaryota; Fungi; Ascomycota; Dothideomycetes; Pleosporales; Trematosphaeriaceae
Exons: 5
Coding region: 1-4518 (1505 amino acids)
Cellular component (GO): eukaryotic translation initiation factor 4F complex
Molecular function (GO): protein binding; mRNA binding; translation initiation factor activity
Source: RefSeq, a predicted model, not a curated record
AUGAGUGCAUCCAUCUCGAACGCGCUGAACCCGCCGAUUGCCGCCGCCCAGACCGCCGCCGCUGCGAACUCGCCCUCCCCGGGACCGUCGUCCGCCAACGUGGCCGCUGGAUCGGCUCAACAACCCACUGCCCGCAGCUCGUACGCUAACGCAACCAAGAAGACGUCUUCUUCGCCGCCGAUUGCGAGCAGUGGUGCGCCGCCCGUCGUGGCAGUGGGAGGACCGCACACACAGCAUGGCAAGAGCUCAAUUUCGCCCGUGAAUGGCAGCAACCCCAUCAAACCCGCCGUCCCCGCCAUGGCUCCGACCAUCGUGAACAGCAGCGGUGUCAACGGCGCCCCUUCACAGGGCGACCACAGCCGCAAGUCGUCGGUCACUAUUAGCGCAGCCGGCGCAAGCGGGUACAUGCCCAACGGCACCCCGGUGACCUCCCGAGCGCCCAGCGGCCUAACAUUCGGCAGUAUGGCUGGCUCGCCCGCGCCUUCACACCCAGCGCCAAACAUGCAAGGAGGACUCAAUCCGCAGAUGAACCCACGGAUCGCCAGCCCUGCGCAUUCACCAUCGCCAAUUCCUGCCCCCGUGUCUGGUGGCAAGCCUGAGACUCUCCCAACACGUCCUGGCCUCGGCGGGAUCCAGUUCGGUGGCGGCAGUGACAGCGGCGAGCCCAACAGCCGCCCCAUCUCCCUGCCACCACAACCAAACGUACCUCCCGUUCACAUGCGCCGUGAGAGCUCCCAGUCCGCGCACUCUCAGUCCGACAUGAGCAACCGAGGAUUUCCCAACGGCGGUCGGGGUCGUGGCGGCUUCAAUCCUGGCUAUAAUCCACAAAUGGGUCAUCCCUCACCGCAGCCCUACCGCCCGAUCCCAAACCAAGCGCCGCGAGGACCCGGUAUGCCUCCUGCAUUCCAGCCUCAGAUGGGGAUGAAUUCUCCGUACAGGGCAAAUAGGUCUCCCGCACUCACCCCAGCUCAGCUGCAUCAGCAGGCGCACCAGGGGAUGCCUUUCUAUCCCCCACAAUAUUCUCAGCAAGUUCGUAUACCUUCCAGUAUCUCUGUUCCUCCUUCAGCGCUCGACUCCAUCAGCAAGCCGUAUCAGCCUGUGGAUGGUGCUCGGAAUCAGCUGUCUCAGUCUCCUCUUCUCUCGGCGUCCUCGAUGCAGCCCCAGUUUCGGUUGCCUCGCGGCUCGCCGAUCGCUCUCUUUGAAUCUUUCGACCCUUUCAGCGCGAGUUAUGGCAACGAGCAGUAUCUAACGGAAUUGCAACAUCAGAACAUGUAUGGCAUGCCUCAGCCCGGUCUCGACCCCUAUAACGGGUACUAUGGCCAGAGUUAUGGUGGCCUCCAGCAGAGCAUCCAUGCGUACCCAGGCGUGCCAGCCAGCCCUGGCCGAGGACAUGCCUUCCCGCAGCAGCCAUAUCAGGUGCCUUAUGGGCAGCCACCGCAAGCCCAAGGCAUGACUCGCACUCCGUCGAACAUGUCCGAGCGGCCGCCAUCCGCCGUUCCGCAACCGCAGACUCCGGCGAUGACCAACGUUAACGCUCACGUAUCACACACGCACACGCCCAGCGCGACUUCUGGUUCGCCGGCGCCGAAUGCCUCGACUUUCGCUAUCCCUCCCAAGAAGUCUAGCAAGGCGAUCGUGAUUAAGACUGCCGAUGGAGAGAUCAUUGACUUCAACAAGAAGGCUUCCUCGCCCGCUCCUCCUGCUGUAGUCACUCAGCCGCCGAAGUCCCCUGUGGUCGUCGCUUCUCCAACCCCUCCCCCGAGGUCCGAAUCGACGCAUAGCAGAACCGAGAGCAUCGCUGCUAAGACGGACAGAGAGAAACAGGCCGACUUUGUUGCGCAAUUCAAAAAGAAUCUCGAGGCGGAGAAACAAAAAGAGGAAGCGGAGAAGAAGGCUGCGGCCGAAGCAGAGGCCCAGGCUAAGGCUGAAGCUGAAGCGAAGGCUCAGAAGGAGAAGGAAGAAGCAGACGCGAAGGCGGCUAAGGAGAAAGAAGAGGCUGAGAAGGCUGCCAAAGAGAAGGAAGCUGCUGAGGCUGCGGCAAAGGCUGAGGCUGAGGCAGCAGAAAAGAAGCGGCUCGAAGAGGAAGAGAUGGAGCGCAUGAUUGCCGAGAUGGAGGCCGCCGAGAAGGAAGAGGAAGAGCGAAUGAAAGUCUACGAGGAGAAGAAGAAGCGUGAGGCCGAGGAGAGGAAGGCGCACGAAGCCGAGCGCAUCGCACAGGAGGAAGAGAAGCUUCGUCAACAGGAGCGCGAGGCCGAAGCUGCAGAAGAAGCUCGUGCACGAGAGACACCAGAGCAGAAGGCCGAGCGCGAGUCUCUGUUUGCCUCGUUGAAGAAGAACACCCAGUUCGGUCCUGCCGCCAUGAUGCACCAAGAAACCGGUGGCGCUUCUACUCCUCCGGUUGAGCCAGCUGUUACUCCACCCGCUCAGCCCAAGACUGCUAAGAAGCCCGCCCCGGCGGCGCUCAAGAUACCCGGAGCCGGAACUCCCAUAGAGCCCGCUCAGCCCACAGCAGCGAUGCAGAGUUUGAAGAGCGCCCGAUUUCUUGAGGUGAAGAAAGAAAUGGCGAUCUACCCUAACGGCAUCCAGUCUCCAAACCCCGCGCUCAACCUCAGCAGCAAGGGCAAAGGUCGACAAUACGACAAGGACUUCCUACUGCAGUUCCAGGAUGUCUUCAAGGAGAAGCCGUCCGUUGACUGGGAUAUGAAGUUGAAGGAGACCGUCGGUGAUUCGACGGAUUCUGCCCGGCCGCAAUCCGCUCGUGCCCCGUCAAUGAUGGGCCCCCGUCAGAGUUCUCGCCCGGGAAUGGGAUCUGUAGGUCCGAUGGGUUCAUUCCAAGGCAUCCCUAGCAGGACUCUACCUCCAGGUACGACAUCCGAGCAGCGUUUCAGAGAAGCAUCAUCACACCGAGGACCGAUGACUAAUCCUCUAGCGCAAUUCGUUGCGCCUCCCCGGUCAGGUGCCUUCCCCAUCCAAAUGCAGCGCAACCCGUCGUUCCAGAACAUGUCUCACGCCGGUCCUGGUUCUCCUCGUGUGGGCAGCUCCGGGGGUAAAGGCAAUAGCAGAAGGGGUCCGAAGGGUCCUAACAGGAAGGAAGAGGCAGCUAUGCCAUUGACUGCUGGACAGGAGGUCAAGGGUCUUGAGCGAUCGACUUCUGGCUGGCAACCUCCUAGCCGAAGCCACGCCGCGCCUGUACAACUUGCAGGCCACAUGGCUCCAGAUAUGGUACAGCGUAAGGUGAAGGCCGCAUUGAACAAGAUGACACCCGAGAAGUUCGACAAGAUUUCCGACCAGAUUCUCGAGAUUGCUGCCCAGUCCAAGGAUGAAUCGGAUGGUCGCACGCUCCGACAGGUCAUUCAACUCACUUUCGAGAAGGCUUGCGACGAGCAGCACUGGUCCUCAAUGUACGCCAAGUUCUGCCAUCGUAUGUUGGCGACAAUGAGCCCGGACAUCAAGGAUGAGAACGUCCGCGACAAGCAUGGCAAUCCAGUCGUUGGCGGUGCUCUCUUCCGGAAGUAUCUCUUGAAUCGAUGCCAAGAAGAGUUUGAGAAAGGCUGGGAGGUCAACCUACCCGACAAGCCCGAGGGUCAGGAAGGGAAAGAAGCAGCCCUGCUCUCCGACGAGUACUACAUCGCUGCAGCCGCAAAGCGCCGUGGUCUCGGCUUGAUCCAGUUUAUCGGCGAGCUGUACAAGCUCGGCAUGCUUACUCUUAGGAUCAUGCACGAGUGCGUGCUGAAGCUUCUCGAUUUCGAGGGCCUGCCUGACGAAUCUGCCAUUGAAUCACUCGCCAAGCUGCUUAGAACCGUGGGUGCGACCAUGCACGAUACAGACACUGGUCCUAAGAUGCUCAAUGUCUAUUUCGAGCGGAUCGAGAAGAUUAUGAACAUGGACGGUCUGCCUUCGCGUCUUAAGUUCAUGCUCUUGGAUCUUUGUGACUUGAGGAGGGCUGGCUGGAAGAGCAAAGAGGACAACAAGGGCCCCAAGACCUUGGCAGAGAUCCACCAGGAGGCUGUUGCUGCUCAGCAGGCCGCUGAGAUGGAGCGGACGCGGUCCCAACGCGGGCCUCGUAUGCCGAUGGGUCGCGGCGAUGCUCGCUCGUUCUCUGGAGGUGGCUUCAUGCCUCCGCAAGACUAUCCCACAGGCCGUGUGCAAAUGGACGACCUUCGCAAGCUGUCCAAGGGCGCCUCUGGGCGUGCGGCAAACAACCCAGGUCUCGGACCAAGCAUGCUUGGGAGCCGUAGCGGCAGCGGUCGUCGAGGCCUUGGCCCCGGUAGCAAUCUGAUGGGCCGAGGUGAUGACUCUGGUGCCUCCUCUCGGACAGGUACUCCACCCGUCCAGAAGGAUAAGGAAUCCACGUCCCACGCGAAUUCUUUCAGUGCGCUCAUGAACCUCGACAAUGAAGGUGCUGGUGAGGUCGGCUCACCCCCUUCAACAGCCUCUUCCCCUCCACAGUCGAAAUCGAUCCCCGCUCGAUCGAAGUCGCCGGCCACCGAGGGUAAAGCCACCAAGGCUUCCGAGUGA